Messenger RNA from Stylophora pistillata, 666 nucleotides. RefSeq lists its product as uncharacterized. Lineage: Eukaryota; Metazoa; Cnidaria; Anthozoa; Scleractinia; Pocilloporidae. The record is from RefSeq and is a predicted model, not a curated record.
CACGCUUUUAUUCUCUCGCACGCAACUAGUGUAACGAGAUAUUGCUACUUAAAGAUUGUUCUACCAUUGCGAGUCACAUUUCGACUGGAAUCCAAAAAGGCAACACUACAGAGGAUCUCUUAAAGAAGGCGCUCGUUCUUGAAGGCUAAAAGGCGGGGAGUAUGUACAUGUAUUUUGUUCGCUGCGCGUCCUUCGUCUUAGUUCUACUUACAAAGGUACCUUGUUUCAGUGAGGCCCUUAGAUGUUAUGCGUGUGUAUCUAACAUAUCUUGGGAGGAAUGUGAUGCGAAAAUGGAACUCAUCGAUUGUCCUGAUGGGCACGACGAAGUUUGCAUCAAAGAACAUCAAGUGCGAUACAAAUAUCACGAUGGAGAUGAACAGGUGGAACUUUUUUCCAGAACUUGUGGUACAGCAGAUUUGUGCACAAAGAAACACUGCGAAAAGUUUGGAAUACGAUGCGACCCUAACUGUUGUCACGAGGAUCUAUGCAAUAGAGCAAGCGCAGAACUAUCAACUCAAACAAUGUUGGUUACGAGACUGGUGUUCGCGACUUUGAUCGCAUUAUUUCUUUCAUGAAACAAAACCUUCGAAUCUAUCACUUAUUUAAUCCUCUAAAGCAUAUUAGGGCUCUUAUCGAGCGGGAAAUAAAUUUUCAAUUGCAAAUGUA